Molecule: messenger RNA, 5511 nt
Organism: Ichthyophthirius multifiliis
Lineage: Eukaryota; Ciliophora; Oligohymenophorea; Hymenostomatida
Product: MIR domain protein
Exons: 11
Biological process (GO): calcium ion transmembrane transport
Cellular component (GO): membrane
Molecular function (GO): calcium channel activity
Source: RefSeq, a predicted model, not a curated record
AUGAAUAGUUAGCAAAAUACAUAGUAAAUAUUAAUUUCAAAAGAUAAAAACAAUGAGUAACCAUUAACAUAAACGGUGCAAACUUUUUCCAAAUUCGCAGAUGCUUCUUGUCAUAAGCAUUCAGGUGUUAUAAAAACCCAAAAAACAUUAUAAAGAAGUGACGAAAUAAUUUUAUAGCAAUAAUAAUUUACUAAUGAAAUAACAGAAUAAAUACCUUUAAAAUUUGGAGAUGUAUUAUCUUUAAGUCCCAAAGAUUAAUUUUUAAAAUUUAUUACAUGUGAUGGAUUUGUAUAAACUAAAGCUUAUAUAAAAAGUUUAUAAUAUGAUGGUAAUGGUUAGCUUUUUGAUAGAUGUCUUUUCCGUAUAUAUCCUGUAUUCAGUGUGACUAAUUAAUAGGCUUUAAUUUCUUCAUAUAAGAGAAAAAAUAAAACAAACAAUAAAUACAAAAGAUAAACAACUGUUGCUAAAAAAUCGGAAGAAUAAAAAUAAGCAGAGCUUUAAAAUAAUGUAAUUUAGGAAUAUAAAAAUAAUUUGGAUUUAUACGAAAAAAUUAAGGGAACAGAAAUUUCCUUUAAUUAAGAUGUAUAAUUUUUGCAUUUAGCUUCUAAUAAAUUUUUGGUUUGUAAUUACAUUGAGUCAGAUUAUGAAAAAGAAAACUUUAAAUUAGAAUUGCAAGAAUUCUCUUCUCAAAAUACAAAUUUUAAAAUAUUAAAUUCUUUUUCACAUUAGAUAAGAAAUAAUAGAAUUAUUAAUAUUAAUGAUUUAGUAUAUAUAACUUCUUCUAAAACAUAUCUUGGCCGAUUACCAUAUAUUCAUUGCUCAGAAUAAAAAUAAAAGCAUGAAUAACAUGUCGAAAAAUAAAAUGUUUAUAAUGAAAUUGAAGAUAAACAAUAAGCGAGUCAAUUUUUAAAAAAAUGGAAUUAAUAAAAAUAAUAUUAGAACCUUUAAUAAUCUAUUUAAACAAUAAAUUCUUAUAAUGAUAUUCCACAAGAAUCUCAGAUUUCCAUAUUAGAAUAACAACCUAAAUAUAAGAGAAAACAUAGUGUAGACAGAAAUAAUUAUUUGUUGAUAAAUAAUAAAAUCCCAAACAUUAAUAUUUUACAACUAGAAGCAAUAAAUGGAAAAAGAAAAGGUGAUGCUAAUAGCAUUUAUUUAUAAAUCCCAGGAAUAUAAUAAAUUAAUUAUAUGUAGCAUUCUCAUAACAGCAACAACAGCGACACAAGUGGUUAUAAAAACUCAUAUUCUCCUUUUUCGUAAAUGAAAUUAAAUGAGGUGGGAUUUAAAACUGUUUCUAUAGGAACCAAUAAUGUGAGUUAUCAUGAAAAAAAUAGGAUAAAAUAAGAGGCUAAUUUAUCAUUAGAUUAAAAAACGAAAUGGAAAAUAUUCAAGUUUUCUAACUUUGAGGAAGACAAAAAUCUAAUACAGUACGGAGAUAUAAUUUGGUUACACCAUAUAGAAUAGGCAAAUACACUUAUUUUGAAAAAAAUAGAUUAAUAAUUGGCUGUAACUAUUGAAAAUUCUAUUUAAAAAGAAUUGUUUUAAAAAUAUGAAGGAAAUACUAAUGGAAUGUGGGUUGUUGAAAAAAUUUGCUUUUAUUAAGGAGGUAAAAUACAUUGGGAUGAUAUUUUCUUUUUAAGAAAUUUUAUUACUGGAAAAUAUUUAAAUAUUGAAAUUAAAGAAAAAGAUAAUAUUUUAGAAGGAUAUUUUAAUGUUUUAGACGCUCCUUAACAAACAUCGUUUUUUUAAUUUACCUAAAUAGGUUUUCAAUAAGAAAAUGAUAAUUUUAUUAAUAAAGAUUCAAUUUUUUAUAUUAAAUCAAAAUUUUAUGAUGUAAAAAAUAAAAUAAAAUAAAUAUAAAUAUAAAAAAAUAUAUUAAAUUAGGGAUGGAUUCACAUCAAAGAAAAAUAGCAUUAUGAGGACGCAUUCAAAUUAUAUAGAGCUACUAUGGCUGAAAUUUAAGAAGCAAACUUUUUGGUGAGUUGCUAUCCCAUUUUAUCCACUCAAAUAGAAAAUUUAAAAAAAUUGUAAAGUUUAACUGAUAAAAAUUAAAUAGUAAAAGAACUAAUUAGAUAAGAUUACGAGGAACAAUUAAAAGCAUUAAACUAGUGCUUAUUAGAUAUAGAUAAUUUUUGCCAAAAUAAAAUUAUAAACAUUUCUAUAGACGAUUAGACAUUAAAUUAUGGUGAAAUUAACCAAAAUAGGCAAAGAUUAUUGACAGAAUUAUAUUAUAUUGACUUAAUAAGCGAAUUGCUGUAAAAUUUAUUAACUGAAGAUGAAUUAAUAGAAGUCGUUUCAAUAUUCAAAAUAGAUAAAAAGAAUAAGUUUGUAUAGAAAAUUAAAUAAUGCCUAAAAAAAUAAAAGUACGUCAAAAUCAAUGUGUAGAAACUAGAAGUGUAACUUAUAAAUAAGUCUAAGUAUGAUUUUUAUAAUGGGGAAGAUAUAUUAUAAGAGCAAACUGGUAUUUAUAAAUUAAUACAUCAUCAGAAAAAUAAAAUGAUAAAAUAAUAUAAUUAAUACCUUAAGUUAAAAUAUAAUAUGGCUUAAAUAGCUUAUAAUCUAUUGAUUUAAAUUUGUAAAGAUAAUAAUGAAAAUGGAAAAUAUGUAUACACAAAUAAACUUAAUAUGUUCAAAUAUUAAGCUAAAUAUAUCAAAGAAGCUAUAGAUUUUAUUAUUUCUAUUGUUGGGAGAAACGAAUUUAUUUUAAAUAACUUAACUGAUGAUAUUAAUUUUGCAGAAAGAAAAAAAAGAAAUUUAAGACAGACGAGGUCAAGUUCUUAGAGUAGAUUAGAUACUUAAAUUUAAUUAUCUACUAAUACAAAUAAAUUGGAUAAUGAUUUUAACAAUUUGGAAAAUAAUAUUUUAAUUUACAUUAUAAACUCAGUUUGCAAAUUUGGCAGUUUUAACAGAAAUCAUAAUUUUUUGAAUUUCUUUAGAGCUAUUUGUAAAUUUAACGAUAACGGUAUUUCUGUAAACUAAGAGGUUAUAUUUAAGCUUAUCUAAUAGAAAAAAACUAUCGAAAAAAGCUUAUUUAUUCCAAUUUAAAUGCUGAUUUAAUUUCAAGAUAAUUAAUAAAAAGAAAUCGUUUUAGACGAAAAUUUAUUUGGAAAAGAUUGUCCUUUACAAAGUAACUAAUAAUUAAUAUAUUUAGUUGAAUAGAUAAAAUUAUACUCGGAUUUGUCCCUUUCAAGGAAUUAUUUAUGGAACGAUAAAUUAGAAUAAUAAUUUCCUUUAGAAUAUUUAAUAUCUCAAGUUUUUAAUAAUCGUUUACACGACGAAAUCAGAAGUGCAUUUUGUUAGUUAGUUUCUACAGUAUAUGUAGAUCACGAGCCUUUAAAUUUACUGAUAUUGCCUUAAAUGUGUAGAAUAUACAAAUCUAAAUAUAUUAAAUAAAUUGAUUAUGAAUAGGAUGUUCAAUUAUCAUAAUAAAAUUUAAUAGCAAUAAAAAAAAGCAAGGAAAUAUUUAAAGAAAGAAAAGGGUUUUUUGAAAAAUUAGUAACAGACUGUUUAGGAUACAUAAACGAAAAUAUCAAGGAUAUAAACGCUCACUAUGCAAAUAUAAAAAAACAAUAUACUAAUCGAAUUACCAAUAUAGACUAGCCUGGAAUGGAUGUCCUUUCGAAUAUUUUGACUUUUAAUAUCGUAAAACUAUUCAUUACCCUUAUUAGAUUUAAUAUUUUAUCACUUAUUAAUUAAAAAAACUUAUAUCCAGAAAUUAUGACUUCUUUAGUUUAAUUAUUUGAAUAUGAUUACUCAAAUAUGUAAUUGACUUUAAAUUUAUAAUAAAAAAGAAAUGAAAGAAUAAAAAUCGCAUAAAAUUUUGCAAAAUAAAAUAAGAUUUUUAAUGAUAUUAAAAAGGGAAUUAAAAAAACUACUAUGUAAUUAAUUGAUGCCACUUAAAAUAUAGGAUGUGGUCUUAAAAUGGUAGGAGAUUAUAUUGGAAUUACUAAUAAAAAAAAGAAAGAAAUAAUAGAAGAAUUAGCAGAAUACAGUGAAAAUUUUCUUUAAAAUAAUUCACUUAUAGGAGGUUUAAUUACAUUGAUUUAGAUGAUAAAAAAUAGCGAAAACUAGGAUGCAAAGAAUCAAAAAUAAUUAUAAAUAGAAACAGAUUUAAAAUAAGAAAUUUGUAAACUUUUACACUUUUUAUAUAAUAUGAGAAUGGAUUAUUUAAUUCUAAAUUUUUUAACUUGGUUUGAUCAAAUUGGAAAUUAAAAUAAUUUAUUAACUCUUUAAGAAGAAUAGUUAUAAAAAAAAGUUUAAUAAAUUUUGGAAGAAUAGUUAUGUACCGUUAUUCCUAAUAUAUAUAGAACUGGAAUUGAUGAUAUAGAUGAUUAAUACAAACCUAAUGAAAAGAGGUUUAGUUUAUUUAAUUUUUUUUAAAAAAAAGAUAAAGUUCACAAAAAUAAAAAUAAAUUAAAAAAUUUUGUUAAUUACAUUAAAGAUGAAGACAAAGUAUUUCCUGAUUUAGAUUUUCUUUUAGUAGGAAAAUAAUCUGAUAUUCAUGUAAUAAAUUAAAUAUUUUUAAAUUUAAUAAAAAUAUAAUUUAUAUAGAAAGUAUCAUCAGAAAUAUUACCUUCUUUAUUAGUCUCUUUUUAUUUAGUUUCAGAUAGUUAAUUAUAAGAUGCUUUAUUAUAAUUAAUUUUAAAACUUUUUAGUUAAACACACUAUUUGUUUAAUAAUGUUUAAUAGCUGGAGGUUUUGUUUGAUAAAAAUGACAUACUUCCAUAUUAAGUAUUUUAAUUAAGAAUAUAUAAAUUAAAAUUGAUUACCGAAAAAUCCGAAGUUUGGUUAAAUGCAAUAGCAGAAUCUAUUAAAAACGAAAGCUUUCAUAAUGAAGAUUUGCAAGAAACGAAUAAUGCCCUAAAUGAUAUAAAUAGCUUAUUUUUUAAGGGAAGUAUAGUAAAUGAUGAUAAAAGUAUAACUCCUUCAAAAUUUGAAAUCGAUAAAACUAGAUAAAAAAUAUUCACUUUUUUAGAAGGAAGUAUGCCUAUUAUUAAUUUAAUAAAAGAUGCACAAAACUAACUUGUUAAAUUUUUAAAAUAAAGUUCAAUAUGUGAACUUUCUAAAAUGAAAAUAUUUUAGUUAUUAAGGAAUUUGUAUUUUGUUUUAACACAUUUUUGCAUAAACGUGGAAGCAAACUAAAUUACGCUUUCGAAAUAUAUAGGAUUUUUCUUAGAUGAAAUAGCUUUUGAUUUUGGACAAUUAGAUUUAGUAGAUGCUAUUUAUAGAAAUAAUAAAUUUUUAUGUGAAAGCUUUUCAGAUUAAAACUUUAAAUAAAUACAUAAUAAUAUAAAAGAAUUCGGAAGAUAACCAAGAUUUUUGUAGAUACUUAAAGUUGUAUAAAAUUAUUAAAAUCAAGGUUCUAAUUCUAAUAUUCAUUUAAUUGAUAAUUAGAUAUUAAUAUUUAAAUUGUUAAUUCCUAAAUAAAUAACUGACUAAUAAGAACUAAAAAAUAUGAUUAAUUGCUAUACGGAGAAAUCGACAAGAAGAAAAUGUAUUUAAGAUUCGAUUUGA